AUGACGAGCGGCGGGAGUGGGAUGGCAUCACCUACAAAAUCACCUAUAUCAUUGCUGUGGAAGCAACUGAACAGCAACCCGAAGAGCAUGUCGACAGACUCUUUAAGCCUGCCUUCACCUGUAUCGUCUAAUCAAAAUUUGAACGGUGAAACGGCUGGUUUACGAAUGCCCGUGCUUUCUUCAAGUGAGAACUAUGAGGAUUCUAAUCUUUCAGCCAAACAGUCUUCGAAAGUUUGGUCUGGUUCAACUCCAAAUUCAAGCGAAUACAAGCAUUUCCGGGAUGAUUUCUUGGCGAAUCGUCAUGGCUUCACGGGUAGAGUAUUCGGUGUCUCUUUAUCAGAAUCACUAAGCGUUGCUAGUGCAGAGGUUAUAGUACAAAGUGGACUGGUCAGUUUUGGUAGAAUACCCAUUGUUGUGGCUAAGUGCGGUGCGUAUCUAAAAGCUAACGGAUUAGAAACUUCGGGAGUUUUUCGCAUAGCUGGGAAUAGUAAACGUGUCAAGGAAUUGCAGUAUAUCUUCUCUUCUCCGCCAGAUUAUGGUGCGAAAUUCAAUGGCUGGGACGCCUACACUGUUCAUGACGUUGCUUCCCUACUCAGAAGAUUCCUAAAUAACCUUGAGGAACCACUAGUCCCAUUGGAUCUUUACGAAGCUUUUAGAAAACCACUGCAGAAUAGACCAAGGAUAUUAAGACAUAUGGCUAAUCAAACAACUACGGGCUCUAAUGCAAAUAAAGAGAAUACUGAUGUUUUGAAAAAGCCAAAUGCUGAGGCAGACAAGGACGAUAGAGCUAAUGAUGGCGAUGAAGAAAAAGAGGAUGACGAUCCUCAACUUUCAGAGGAAAGGAAGAAGAAGCGACAGCGACAUAGGAAGCGGCUGAUUCGAGAUAUUCGAGCGGCCAUAAAAGAAUACGAAGGACUUUUCGUCUCUAUUUCAAACGACACAAAGCAAUUGACUAUUUAUCUAUUGGAUUUGAUGAGUCUAUUCGCAAGACAAUCACAGUUCAACCUCAUGACCGGCAGGAACUUGGCAGCGAUUUUUCAACCUUCAAUUCUUUCACAUCCACAGCAUGACAUGGACCCAAGGGAGUACGAAUUAUCAAGAUAUGUGACCGAGUUCCUGAUAGAAUAUUCCUACAAGUUACUACCACACCUAUUGAAGCUCACUAAAGAUGAACAACAACAGCAACCACAACAGGAACCACAACAGCAAGCACAAGAACAACCUCAACAGCAACCGCAACAACCUUCACAGACCAAUCAGCUCGAAGCUCCGAAGGCUCACAAACUAGUAGUUACAAAUGAAAAGAAUGAAAGUGUCACAUUUGCUACUCCUGAUUCGAUAAGUAUCCCACUUAAGACUGAAAAUGAAGCAUCUGUUGCGCCUUCCACCACAAUUUUUGGAUCCCCUAGCAAGAACGCUCCCCCAAGACAACCACUUAAGGUUCCAAAACAACGAAGACCUCAUUCUAAAUCCAUUGGUUCUGCUCCCAUUCCACCAGAUGUUAUCGCUAGCAAUAAGAGAAAGUCAAGACUUUUCCCCUGGUCACCUAAACCUGGUAUAUUGAGUGACAACGGAGGCGAUUUCACUGCCACUGAAGAAGAAGGAGAUGAAUAUUAUGACGAAGAGCAUCGUGAAGCGAUGCACUCCCCGUUAAGCGUGAAUUCCAAUUCAGUCACAAGGCAGCAGUUUCUACCGAUACCGCCUAUGAAUCGGAGUUUAAGUGGCAAUAGCACAGCUUCAUCUCUCACAAGACGUCCAAUGUCCGCUAUUUUCAUUGGGAGUAGAAACAGUUCAAUUGACGCAAUUGACGCUGCUAAAGGAAACGAUACGGGAAAUGACAAGAAGGUUUUAUCCGAUGAAGGAGAAUUGGAAGAACGCGGCACUAGAUCACGCAAGAGAGAUUCAUGGUUUCAAAGAUUACGGAGUAGGUCAAGGUCAAACACUAGAUCGUAA
This is a messenger RNA of Torulaspora delbrueckii, 1953 nucleotides long. Its product is annotated as Rho GTPase-activating protein. Bases 1 to 1953 code for a protein of 650 amino acids. Gene Ontology annotation, biological process: signal transduction; activation of GTPase activity; regulation of fungal-type cell wall organization. Gene Ontology annotation, cellular component: cell cortex. Lineage: Eukaryota; Fungi; Ascomycota; Saccharomycetes; Saccharomycetales; Saccharomycetaceae. The transcript has a single exon. The record is from RefSeq and is a predicted model, not a curated record. Gene Ontology annotation, molecular function: GTPase activator activity.